Molecule: messenger RNA, 2445 nt
Organism: Seriola aureovittata
Lineage: Eukaryota; Metazoa; Chordata; Actinopteri; Carangiformes; Carangidae
Product: polycomb group RING finger protein 5-A-like
Exons: 9
Coding region: 1311-2051 (246 amino acids)
Biological process (GO): regulation of transcription by RNA polymerase II
Cellular component (GO): PRC1 complex
Source: RefSeq, a predicted model, not a curated record
GCGUUGCGCUUUCCGUCCGUGUCGUUAAGAGGCCGUGACGUGAAGCUGUGCAACUUUUACUGUCGAUACGUGCGCGCGUAUGUGUGUGUAUGUGUGUGUGUAGAUAGAUGGUUACACAGUAGCCUAACGAGCUCGCGUGAGUUCGCGCGCGUAGCCUAUGUGCACGCGAGCGAUUUGAACACGUAUUAUAUAUCGGUGUGUGACACUGUAAUGUGUGCGCGUCGUCCAUUGAUGUUGUUUUGACACCGGUGACGUAGACCGUGACGCGCCUUAACAAUGAGAUAAGCAGAUCGGCUGUGUGAAUAAAUAACACGCUUGUGUGUGUGUGUGAGUGUGCGUGUGUGAGUGCGCGCGCGCGCGUGCGUGUCUCAUUGACGGACACUGGGGGAUUUCUCAGCUGCGCACUUGAGAUUUUUGGAGCACAAAGCGACCCACGCUGAAUGAAGCGGGAGUCUGAACACUUUCCUCUGUGUGCACUUUGUUUCUGCAGAGGGAAAAAACAACAACUGCCUGAAUCCAGCUCUGUUCACUGUCCACACACCUGACGCACAGGCGGCCUGACAGCACGCAGGGUAUGUGACGUCAUCUCAGAAAUGAUGGAAGCUGCACACGAGGAUAAAGUGUGACCCCAGGUGAAACUAGUUGAAACAGCCCUACAGGAAACAGUUUAUUCACUGAGAUAAAAAGCCGCCAGACGGACGAGUGUCACCGCGUGUCAGACAUCAACAGCAGCAGCACUGUAAUGAUGACUGAACGCUCUGGGACGAGGCCGGCUACACACAAGUGGUCUGCUGACCUUUGACCCCUCAUGGAUUAAAAAUGGCACUCGGGCAGAGACGGGGAGGGAAGCGAGACGUCUUACUCUCUGGGAAUUCUGGGAAUUUAACAAACGUGUUGGAUUGAAGCGGCGCCGCACAGACCGGACCAGCUGGUGUCUUCUUUUUAUUUCAAUGGGACUGGCAUGGUGCGCUGAAGAUGGAGUGAGGCGUGAGUGGGAGAUGUUCCUGAAGAGAAACUGAUUACAGAAAAAUACUUUGAGUCAAGGAUGGAGCAGGAUUUUACACAGUAGGACGAACCGCUCAGACGUUGUGGACAGUGAAACCUGGACUAGCAUUAGCCAGAACUCAUCUUUAAACUAUAAACAUUAGUAAACUCAAGCAGGCGACAGCAGCCUGUCUCCCUAAACCUUCCCAUUGCUCAUUGUUUUGAAUGGACGUCUGACUUCAAACUGUAACUCUGACUCCAGGUCAGUUUUCCUGCUGCAGCGCGGCUCAAGAAUAAAACAAAAACCAAAACAAAAAACUACAAACAUGGCCGCUACAGGAAGGAAGCACUUGGUGAGAGACUUUAAUCAUUUCAUCACCUGUUACCUGUGUCGAGGUUACCUGAUUAAACCAACCACGGUCACCGAGUGCCUGCACACCUUCUGUAAGAGCUGUAUUGUGCAGCACUUUGAAGAGAGUAAUGACUGUCCUAAAUGUGGCAUUCAGGUCCAUGAGACCAACCCACUGGAGAUGCUCAGGUUGGACAACACCCUGGAGGAGAUCAUUUUCAAGCUGGUGCCCGGACUCAGAGAAAGAGAGGAGCAGCAGGAACUCGAAUUCUGGAGGAAGAACCAGCCCAAAGAAAACGGCCAAGAAAACCUGAGGUGCCAGAGGUUCGGGCUGCCUGAUGUUGGAGGCGACGGCGGCGACGGUGGCGGCGACGACGGCGACGGUGGCGGCAAUGACGACUACCACAGGAGUGAUCCUCAGAUAGCCAUCUGUCUGGACUGCCUACGUAACACAGGACAGUCAGGGGAGAGCACUGUCACGGAUUUGAUGAAGAGGUUCAUCCGCUGCUCCAGUCGAGUCACCGUGGGAACAAUUAAGAAGUUUCUCAGUCUUAAACUAAAGCUGCCCAGCUCUUAUGAGCUGGAUGUGCUGUGUAACGGAGAGAUCAUGGGCAGAGAUCACACUCUGGAGUUCAUCUACAUGACCCGGUGGAGGCUACAUGGAGAGAAUACGUAUCCCAUGGUUCUUGAGUACCGGCCACGCAUCGACUUCGGCUGAAGUUCGGCUGCAAGAAGAGGACCACACACACACACACACUCACACACACACACACGUAUACACACACAUACACACACACAUACACACACACACACGUAUACACACACAUACCCACAUUUGCACGUGCACACAAAUACAUACAAACACACAGACGCCCGCAAUGUGCAGAGAAAGAGAAAGAUUUAAAUGUAUUUUUGUACAGCCAAUGAUGAAGUGCAUACGUUGUUAUGGUAAAGAGGUUUUAUGCUACAUAGAAUAAUAUAUGCUAUAAUAUAUGAUAUUUUUAAAUGUAUGUCCCUGUGCCUAAAAACCUGUUGAGAUCAGAAAUGAAGUACGACCAUAUCUUCACUUUGCCUGUCUAACUCUGUAGAUUAAAUGUUGAUUUUCUACCGUU